Molecule: messenger RNA, 4399 nt
Organism: Helicoverpa armigera (cotton bollworm)
Lineage: Eukaryota; Metazoa; Arthropoda; Insecta; Lepidoptera; Noctuidae
Product: cell adhesion molecule Dscam2-like
Exons: 28
Coding region: 284-4399 (1371 amino acids)
Biological process (GO): cell-cell adhesion; axon guidance; neuron migration
Cellular component (GO): cell surface; axonal growth cone; plasma membrane
Molecular function (GO): protein binding
Source: RefSeq, a predicted model, not a curated record
UGGCGCGCUGCUCUAUCGGAACAUCUGUGCUGUGAAUAUUUUAGACUGUGUCGCGUAGCGGAGCGGUAUGUGGCAUCUCCCGCCAUUCGCGGGCUCGGUGUGUAGACGCGCGGUCCUCCGCUACGGCGUAGCGCGGCGGCUACGGCUACGGCGUCGGAAAGUAUUUCGCGGGUGAACUUUGGUGUUGAAUAGUUGAUUAUGACUGAGUGCUACGCGAUGUUGGCGGGAACUUGAGCGCUGUUGGUCCCUGCUCAUACUGUACCUGUAGUCUCGCUCGCUCAGCAUGUGGUCCAGCCAGCUGCCCGCACUGCUCCUCAUCGUCGUGGCUGCAUCACCAUCGUCGUGCCAGCUGCUGUUCCUGAUGGAGCCGCCGCCGCGGCUGUCGUUCUCCAACAGCACGGGCGCGCGCGUGUCGUGCGCGGCGCACGGCUCGCCCGCGCCCGUCAUAUCCUGGCUCACUGAAGACGGAGCGCCGGUGUCUGAUGUGCCAGGACUGAGGAGCGCGUUACCGAACGGCACGCUGUGGCUGGGCGCGUUCUCCGCGGCGCAGUACCGCAGCGACGUGCACGCGGCGGUGUACCGCUGCCGCGCCGCCAGCGCCGCCGGCACCAUACUGUCACGCGACAUGCGCCUUGAGGCGGUGAUGGACAUCCCGUGGGACGUGCGGGUGCAGUCUUCGCACGGCGUGGCCGGCGGGGCGGCACUCCUCACCUGCACCGUGCCGUCCAUCGUGAGGAACCACGUCAGCGUCUCCCGAUGGUUCAAGGACGGAGUGGUGCUGGAGCCACUAGCUGCUGAAGCUGGUGGUCGGUACAUCGUGGGAGGCAGUCGCAGCGACAUCCUGGUGGUUCGGGACGCGCGCCCUGAUGACGUGAGCUCGUACUCCUGUGAGGCGCAGCACGCGCUCACGGGGGACAAGCGGCGGAGUCCCUCGGCUAUGGUCACCGUGUCACAUGCCUCUUCAAGUAUGGCACCGCGAAUGCUGUCGGUUUCAGAAGACGAAAUGGUUCCCCAAGGCGGAGACAUCAGACUUGUGUGCUGUGCUAUCGGAAGCCCCCCACCGACAUAUAGCUGGUUCCGCCACUCAAAUGGUCGUCUAAGCCCCGUUUCCAAUAGCAUCAGGAUAUCGGUGUCAGACCAAGUUCUGAUCAUCCGUCGCGCCCAGCUGUCUGACGGCGGCGUGUGGACGUGCAGGGCUCACAACCAGUUCGGGGAACAGCGACGGGAUGCCAGGCUCAGGGUCAGAUCCAGGCUGGUUGUUAGUGUACAUCCUCAGCUGCAGGUAGCCAACUCUGGCAGCUCAGUGACCUUCAACUGCUCGGUGGAAGGUGGCGACGCUCGUGUUAGGUGGCUGCAUGAUGGAGUGCCAGUGGGGGGAGGGGAGCGAGUCCUCAGAGUGCACGGCGUGGUGAGGGCACAUCGCGGCAUGUACCAGUGCUUCGCUGAGAGGGACCUGGACAGCGCUCAGGCUGCUGCUGAACUGAGGCUCGGAGACACGGCACCAGAGCUGCACUACACGUUCAUCGAACAGGCACUGCAUCCGGGGCCGUCACUGGCGCUGCACUGCGCUGCGUCGGGCAGCCCGCCGCCCAGGUUCACCUGGCUGCUGGACGGACAGGCGGUUGAGGAGCAUAACACGCCACAAAGGAGUAUUUCGCAGUUCAUGAACUCAAACGGCGACGUGGUGAGCUACAUGAACCUUACAUCCGUACGACCUGAGGACGGAGGCCGCUACACCUGCAGGGCACACAACUCCAGGGGCGCUGUCGAACAUUCUACCAGGCUUAAUGUUUAUGGACCUCCAUCGAUACGGAGCAUCGGUCCCAUCCGCGUGGUGGCUGGCGUGAACACCACCAUCUACUGCCCAUUCUCCGGAUUUCCAAUCAGUGAGAUUCGCUGGCAGCGCGGAGGCAUGGACGUGAGCUCGACCGGCGGGCGCGCGCUGUCAGGAGUCGGUGGCGAGCUGCUGCUGUGGCCUGCUGAGCCAGCUGAUGCUGGGGUCUACUCCUGCAGGGUCACUGCGCCUUCAGGGCAGUACGCCCAGAAAGAUGUCCAGAUCUUUGUUAGAAAUCCACCAAAAAUAGCAGGAUUUUCGUUUCCACUUGAUUUGGUAGAAGGCAGUUCGAUACAAGUAUUAUGUGGGAUAACGUCUGGUGACAAACCAGUUUACUUCUCUUGGCUUAAAGAUGGCCAGCACAUCCCUACUGGUUUACAGGGUCAGGAAAAAUCCCUCGACGAGUUCAGCUUCCUGAUAUUUUCUCAUGUGACGUCCAAACACAGUGGAGACUAUACUUGUGUUGCGAGCAAUUCUGCAGCUGAAGUCAAUCACACGGCCAGGUUAGCGGUAAAAGUGGCCCCGUCAUGGGUGUACGAGCCCCAAGACGUAUCAGCUCUCUUAGGAACUCAAAUCUUGGUACACUGCGCUACGAAAGGAUAUCCUGAACCAAGAGUUUCCUGGCUUAAAGGCCAUGGUUCGGGAGUUAGUGAUUUUAGACCAGUAUCAAACUUGGACCUUCAGUUCUCCAUGCUUCCCAAUGGGUCUCUCAGCAUAGCUCCGGCUGCUCAUCAUCAUGAGGGCCAAUACAUGUGCCGAUCAGAGAACGGGAUAGGAAGGGGAUUAUCCAAGAUUAUUGCGGUUUCUGUCAAUGAACCAGCACACUUCGAGUUCUCGUCGCGCAACAUGACGGUGAAACGCACUGCGCAAGCGACACUACAGUGCGAUGCUCGUGGCGACCCUCCCAUACAGCUACAGUGGACACAUAACAUGAAAAGAGUGGACUUGACCACUUACAGGGUUUCAGUAUCAGAAAAGCGGUCAGAAAGCGGAGUGAGCUCUCAGUUAAGCAUAGCACACGCGGAGCGCCAUGACUCGGGAGUGUAUCGAUGUCGAGCUGAGAACGCGUACGGAAGAGAUGAGCUUCUUAUUUAUCUGGCUGUUCAAGAGUACCCCGAAGCUCCCCUAGGACUGCAUGUAUCAAGGCGUUCAGGCCGCGGCGCAUCGCUCUCCUGGCGGCGCGGGUAUGAUGGCAACGCGCGAGUACUAUUGUAUCGCCUGCAGUAUCGAGUUGUUGGGGACGCGAGGCGACCUGAUGCAGGGGACUGGGCAGAUGCACCUACGAGGGAUGUGCCUGUUGAUCGGGUGCUGGAGAGACAUGACCUAGAUUCUACAACAGAAGUGCAUCUGGAGUAUCGAGUGGAAGGCUUAAGACCAGCCACUGCUUACGCCUUGAGAUUGGCUGCCGUCAAUGCUAUCGGUGACAGUGAUUACUCUGAUCCUGUCAUUGUACAGACUUUAGAAGAAGCUCCAUCUGAACCACCUCACAACGUACAAGUGCAAGCUACUGCCCCAGGAGAAUUGCUCGUCAAAUGGCAGGCGCCUCCCCAAGAGUCCUGGAAUGGCGAGCUUCUAGGUUACGUGGUGACCUGGCACGAGGCGUCCAUGGUGGCAGACAACAAGACGUCUGCGCUGACGGCGGCAGGGUGGGGCGCGUCGCACGCCGUGCUGGUCGCGCUGCGCACGCACGUGCAGUAUGAAGUGCGAGUGCGAGCGUUUAACGCUGUGGGUGCCGGCCCACCCAGCUCACCUCUCACUGCCACCACUUUAGAAGGAGCUCCAGAAGCUCCUCCAGAUCGCGUGCGUUGCGAAGCGCUAUCAGCACAGUCCAUACGCGUGUGGUGGGAGCCACCACCACCAGCACUGAGAGGAGGAGUGCUACUGGGCUAUGAAGUGCUUUAUGAGACAGUAGAUGAACUAGAAAGCCAGGUGGAGACACGUCGCUCGGGAGGCAUGGAGACAGUGCUGCAGGCGUUACAGAGAGCUGCCAACUACAGCAUAGCUGUCCGCGCCAGAACUGCUGCCGGGACUGGACCUACUUCGGAACCUGUUUACUGUAUCACACAUGAAGAUAUCCCAGGACCCCCGAUGGACAUCAAAGCGGCUGCAAACUCUGAAGACACGGUGAUUGUGAGCUGGUUAGCUCCACUGCAGAAGAACGGCAAGAUUAAACAUUACACUGUCUACAAUAGACCACAGAGGACAGGCCAACACUCCCAGAUGACAGUACUCCACAAGGAUGAAGAUGAAGAGUAUCAGGUGGAGGUCCGAGGGUUGCAGGAACACCAGGUGUAUGAGUUCUGGGUGACAGCUGCCACUGCUUCAGGAGAAGGAGAAAUGAGUGCUAUUGUGGCGAGGAAGCCUAAUGCUAGAGCGCCCGCAAAGAUAACAUCGUUCGGGCGUCGUAUAGAAGCAAAAGCAGGGUCACGCGCGCGCCUGCGCUGCGGCGCCGCCGGAGCACCCGCGCCGCACCGCGCUUGGGCGCGACGAAGGCCCGCGCCGCCACUCGCGCAUGACGACAACUAUCUCAUUGAUGGAUCAUACCUCAUCAUUUUAGGUAAAUAA